This is a messenger RNA of Desarmillaria tabescens, 1851 nucleotides long. RefSeq lists its product as uncharacterized. Lineage: Eukaryota; Fungi; Basidiomycota; Agaricomycetes; Agaricales; Physalacriaceae. Gene Ontology annotation, biological process: meiotic chromosome segregation. The transcript is spliced from 6 exons. Gene Ontology annotation, cellular component: chromosome, centromeric region; nucleus. The coding region runs from base 90 to 1739 and encodes 549 amino acids. The record is from RefSeq and is a predicted model, not a curated record.
CAUCAACGCGUGUUGACCACGGACGUGGGGCAUUCCCACUUUUUGUUCUCCAUUUGUGUCUCCACGGACGCUCGUCGUCGCCGGCAGCCAUGAGCAGGAGGGAUUCUCGUGCGUCUCUGGGGGCGCGGCAGAAUGACGCCCUGUUCGAGUUCGAGAACUUCAAGAAGAAGUUUCUGCAGGCGAACAAGCAGAUAACCAAACUCAAUUCAACGAUGAGCGUUCGAAUAGAAGAACUGAACGCCCAGAUUUCGACGCUGUACAACGAAAACUUACGACUCCGGGCCUCUGAAAUUGCCCUUUCGACGGAACUCAAGCGAGAACGACAAAAGUCGGGAAAAGUGCUGGCUGAGGUAGAGAUAGCGGCUCUCGGUCUCACCAAGCACCUCGACUUCCUGCGACAAACAUUUAACAUACGCCAGCCUUCAGAAUCUCCCACGCCAACACUUCCCAGAGCCACACGACGCCCGUCACCAGCCACGUCUUCGUCGUCGCCGUCGCCGACGAACCGCCUAUCCCGACCACCAAGUAUACCAGGAAUUUGCGAAGAGGAGGAGCCAAGCCCCACCUCGGAAGAAGAGCAAAUUGAAAUCGAGAAACCACCCAGUCCUUGCCGCAAAGUCAAGACAAAACCACGGUUAUCAGCGUCGAAGCUGCCGCUGCCAUCUCGGAUGGCUUCUCCGCCCCCAAUGCUUGAUCUUUCUUCCACACAUGUGAAUCCUCUGCGAAAGAAACCAGGACGACGUCAAAGUGGUCUGCUAACAGUCAACAUUGACAUGGUCCAGGGUGACAUACUGUCUAUGCACCGGCCAGUCACUCCUAUCCUAGGAAUGACCAAGGCGGAGAAUGAGGCUUGUGAAGAGGAAGAGGAAGCAGAGGAGGAAGCAGCUGUCUACAGUGGCUUGGUCGAAAACGUGGACGAGGAGGAGGAAGUGGAAAGUGUCAAAGUCAAGAAGGAGAGACGACGCAAAUAUAAGGACCGGGACGCUAUAGCCGAUACCACCUGCGAUAAGGAGAUGAAAUCACUUCAAGAUGAAGACGGCGACUUGGUGUUGGCACCUCAAAAACUCAAGUUUAAGGACGUAACGAACUCGCCUAGGCGGCGAACGCCUGACCCUGGCACUGAUAGCUCCGUCAAUACUGUUCCAGGUGACUCUGGGGCUCCUCGCCAGUUCUUAGUAUCUUCCCCGUCGCGCACCUCCCAUCUUCCCACUCCCCAUCCUUCGAGUCCCACGCCACCACCAGAACCUGAAUGUGACACUGGUGGACGCGAGCGUCGGGUCAGAAAAAGUGUCAAUUAUGCUGAACCCAAGCUAAACACGAAAAUGCGGAAACCUGACUCCGCAACCGGUAAUUCAGCACCGAGAAAACGUGCAUCGGCGUCUGCUGCACUGGCUACGUCUACGUAUAAGACCGUCGUGGACGACACCACGCACGAUGCAGAUAAUGACACCGAGGCCCGGUCGUCGGUUGAACAUCCUCGUGCUAAUGGAACAGCCAUUGACCCUGCACAGUUGCCUCUUCCACCUUCACGGCCGUCGUCGAAGGUAGGGCAGAGAAAACGGUCAAGGCCACCACCUGUAAUUGAUGAUGACGAUGACGACGGCGCCGACGCGGAUGCAGAGUACAUACCAGCCAAAGGACUGGCAAACGGAUGGGUUAGUGACGGGAAACGACGACAGGGAGCGAGGAAAGCCGGCUUGUAUGAUGAGGAGACCCGACGACAUAGUCUCGCGGUUUGAUACCCUGGGACACCCCCCUAAAGGUACUUUUUAUGUGGUAAAUACGAAUGAGAAGGGUGAAUAUGACCAUGCAUAUUGGGCUGUAAUAUAAUAUUAUCACUAUGGUACUACA